Messenger RNA from Pteronotus mesoamericanus, 5591 nucleotides. It is a transcript of the gene ABCC3, whose product is annotated as ATP binding cassette subfamily C member 3. Gene Ontology annotation, biological process: transmembrane transport. Gene Ontology annotation, cellular component: membrane. Gene Ontology annotation, molecular function: ABC-type transporter activity; ATP binding; ATP hydrolysis activity. Lineage: Eukaryota; Metazoa; Chordata; Mammalia; Chiroptera; Mormoopidae. The transcript is spliced from 36 exons. Bases 1 to 5133 code for a protein of 1710 amino acids. The record is from RefSeq and is a predicted model, not a curated record.
AUGACCUUCCAGUGGAAUUGUGCUACCACGGGCAGUAGUCUCUUCCCUGAAACCCUGGUGCUAAAAAGCGGCACCACAGGCACCAACCACAGGCUCAACCAGCCUGUUCCCUGCCAGUCCCCCACAGAAGACCACCCUAAACCCACUCCCCUGGACACGGCCAGCACCUUCAAACCUCAGGAUUCGUGUAACUCAGUAGCAGCCAGCAGCCCUCACAGCUGCCGCUGUCUGAACCUGGGACCAGAGGGUGCGGCCCAGGACCUCCCCCCACCAGUCAAAGUGAAUAUCCGGAUUGGGGGCAUCUCCCCUAACAAUGUAGGCGUGCACACAGGCACAUUAUGUGUGGGUGUCUGUCAGUUCUCCAGUAACCCGUGGGGAGAUGUAGCCUUCAGGAUUGUCUGGGAACACAAGUCUUCCCACAAGUGCCUCCCAGAGCUGCAGCUUCAGCUAGCAAUCGUUGAGACACCAGAAUUAAACCCGAAGGCCCUGAGGACCGGCUUGGGACCGCGAUCGCCUUCCUUGCCGCCGCGCCUUGGACCCAUGGACACCUUGUGCGGCUCCGGGGAGCUCGGCUCCAAGUUCUGGGACUCCAAUCUGUCCGUGUACACAGACAACCCCGACCUCACUUCGUGCUUCCAGAACUCCCUGCUGGCCUGGAUUCCCUGCAUCUACCUGUGGGCCGCCCUGCCCUGCUACCUGUUCUACCUUCAGCACCGCCACCAAGGCUACAUCGUCCUCUCCCACCUCUCCAGGCUCAAGACGGCCCUGGGCGUUCUGCUGUGGUGCAUCUCCUGGGCUGACCUCUUCUACUCCUUCCAUGGCCUGGUCCACGGCUGGGCCCCUGCCCCCAUCUUCGUUGUCACCCCCUUGGUGGUGGGGGUCACCAUGCUGCUGGCCACGUUGCUGAUCCAGUACGAGCGGCUGCGGGGGGUGCAGUCCUCGGGGGUCCUCAUCAUCUUCUGGUUCCUGUGUGUGGUCUGUGCUGUCAUCCCCUUCCGCUCCAAGAUCCUUUCAGCUGUGGCAAAGGGCAAGAUCUUGGACCCCUUCCGCUUCACCACCUUCUACAUCUACUUUGCCCUGGUGCUCUUUGCCUUCAUCCUGUCCUGCUUCAAGGAGAAGCCACCGUUGUUCUCCCCAAAGAAUGUUGACCCUAACCCCUGCCCAGAGGCUGACGCCGGCUUCCUCUCCCGCCUGUCCUUCUGGUGGUUCACAAAGUUGGCCAUCCUCGGCUACCGGCGCCCCCUGGAAGAGCAAGACCUCUGGUCCCUGAACGAGGAGAACCGCUGCGAGAUGGUGGUGCAGAGGCUGCUGGAGGCCUGGAAGAAGCAGCAAAAGCAGGCAGCAGGACACAGGGCCACGGCGGCAGCCGGGAAGACAGUCUCCACGGAGAGUGAGGAGCUGCUGGGACGCCGGCGCCGGCCCCGGGAGCCCUCCUUCCUGCAGGCCCUGCUGGCCACCUUUGGCCCCGGCUUCCUCAUCAGCACAUGCUUCAUGUUGGUCCAGAGCAUGCUCGCCUUUAUCAACCCACAGCUGCUCAGCAUCCUGAUCAGAUUUAUUUCAAACCCCACGGCCCCCACGUGGUGGGGCAUCCUGGUAGCUGUGCUGAUGUUCGUGUGCUCCGUGAUACAGACUCUGAUCAUGCAGCAGUGUUUCCAAUACAUCUUUGUGAUAGGGUUGAGGCUCCGUACGGGGAUCAUAGGUGUCAUCUACAGGAAGGCUCUGGUCAUCACCAAUUCAGUCAGACGUGAGUCCACCGUGGGGGAAAUGGUCAACCUCAUAUCAGUGGAUGCCCAGCACUUCAUGGACCUUGUCACCUUCCUCCAUCUGCUGUGGUCAGGACCUCUGCAGAUCAUCCUGGCCAUCUACUUCCUCUGGCAGAACCUAGGUCCCUCCAUUCUGGCUGGAGUUGCUCUCCUGGUCCUGCUGAUCCCAUUCAAUGGACUUCUGGCCAAAAAGACACGUGAUUUAGAGGUAGAACAAAUGAAGUGCAAGGACUUGCGCAUCAAGCUGAUGAGCGAGAUCCUGGGUGGCAUCAAGGUGCUGAAGCUGUACGCCUGGGAGCCCAGCCUCUUGAAGCAGGUGGAGGGCAUCCGGCAGAGCGAGCUCCGGCUGCUGCGCCGUGCUUACUACCUCUAUGCCAUAUCCGUCUUCAUCUGGAUCUGCACCCCCUUCCUGGUGACCCUCAUCACCCUCGGGGUGUAUGUGUCUGUGGACCCGAACAAUGUGCUGGAUGCUGAGAAGGCCUUUGUGUCUGUGUCCCUGUUCAAUAUCUUAAAGAACCCCCUCGGCUCACUGUCCCAAUUAAUCAGCGGUCUGACUCAGACCAGCGUGUCUCUGAAGCGGAUCCAGCAUUUCCUGAGCCAAGAUGAACUUGACCCCCAGUGUGUAGAGAGAAAGACCAUCACCCCAGGCUACGCGGUCAUCAUAGACAACGGCACCUUCACUUGGGCCCAGGACCUGCCCCCAACCCUGCGCAGCUUAAACAUCCAGGUACCAAAAGGGGCACUGGUGGCUGUGGUAGGGCCUGUGGGCUGUGGAAAGUCCUCCCUGGUGUCUGCCCUUCUGGGAGAGAUGGAGAAGCUGGAAGGCAAGGUGUAUGUGAAGGGCUCCGUGGCCUACGUGCCCCAGCAGGCCUGGAUACAGAACUGCACUCUUCAGGGAAAUGUGCUCUUUGGCCGAGCUCUGGACCCCAAGCGCUACCAGCGGGCCCUGGAGGCCUGUGCCCUGCUAGCUGACCUGGAUGUGCUGCCUGGUGGGGACAAGACAGAGAUCGGAGAGAAGGGCAUUAACUUAUCUGGGGGCCAGCGGCAGCGGGUCAGUCUGGCCCGAGCUGUUUAUAGUGAUGCCGACGUUUUUUUGCUGGAUGACCCAUUGUCCGCUGUGGACUCCCAUGUGGCCAAGCACAUCUUUGACCAAGUCAUUGGACCAGAAGGUGUGCUGGCAAGUAAGACACGGGUGCUGGUGACACACAGCAUCAGCUUCCUGCCUCAGAUGGACUUCAUCAUAGUGCUAGCCAAUGGACAGGUGUCUGAGGUGGGCACCUACCCAGCCCUCCUGCAGCGCAGCGGCUCCUUUGCCAACUUCCUCCACAACUAUGCACCUGAUAAGGGUGCAGACCCCCCAGAGGAGGACAGCAGCAUCGCAGCCUUGAACAAUCCAGAGGAUGAGGAGGUGCCGUUGAUUGAAGACACACUCAGCAGCCACACAGACUUGGUGGAUAAUGAACCAGUCAUGUACGAGGUCCAGAAACAGUUCACAAGACAGCUGAGUGCCAUGUCCUUGGACAGGGAAGGCCCAGGUCAGGCUGGGCCCCGGAAGCAUCUGGAUCCGGCAGAAAAGGUAGUGCAGGCAGUGGAGGUGAAGGCAAAUGAGACGCUGAUUGAGGAGGAGAAGGUGGGGAAGGGCAAGGUGAAGCUCAGCGUGUUCUGGGAUUAUGCCAAGGCUAUGGGGCUCUCUACCACACUGGUCAUGUGUCUGCUGUAUGCGGGUCAAAGUGCAACUGCCGUUGGAGUCGACGUAUGGCUCAGUGACUGGACCAACAAGGCUGUGGUGGGUGGCCAACAGAACCACACCUCCCAUAGGCUCAGUGUCUACGCCACCUUGGGAAUUCUGCAAGGGCUCCUGGUGGUGCUGUCGUCCAUCGCGGUGACGGUGGGCAGCCUUCGGGCUGCCCGCUUGCUUCACCAGGCGCUGCUGCACAACAAGAUGCGCUCGCCACAGUCCUUCUUUGACACGACACCCUCAGGCCGUAUCCUUAACCACUUCUCCAAGGACAUCGACAUCAUCGAUGAGGUUCUGGGCCCCACCAUCCUCAUGCUGCUGAAUUCCUUCAGCACCUCCAUCUCCACCCUCAUGGUCAUCGUGGUCAGCACGCCCAUCUUCGCCGUGGUCAUCCUGCCCCUGGCUGUCUUCUACAUGUUUGCACAGCGCUUCUAUGUGGCCACAUCACGACAACUGAAGCGGCUGGAAUCUGUCAGCCGCUCGCCCAUUUAUUCCCACUUUUCGGAGUCGGUGACUGGCUCCAGCAUCAUCCGGGCCUAUGGUCGCAGCCGUGACUUUGAGGCCCUCAGUGAUGCUAAGGUGGACACCAACCUGAGGAGCGCCUACCCCAACAUCUUCUCCAACAGGUGGCUGGGGGUCCGAGUGGAAUUCUUGGGGAACUGUGUUGUGCUCUUUGCUGCGCUGUUCGCCGUGAUUGGGAGAAGCAGCCUGAGUGCAGGAAUGGCGGGCCUUUCUGUGUCCAAUGCCCUACAGGUGACAUUUUCUCUGAACUGGAUUUUACGAAUGUUAUCAGACCUGGAGUCUAAUAUUGUGGCUGUGGAGAGAGUCAAGGAGUACUCUAAGACGGAAACUGAGGCCCCCUGGGUGGUAGAGGGCAGCCGCCCUCCUGCGGGCUGGCCCAUGCAGGGCGAGGUGGAGUUCAGGAAUUACUCUGCACGCUACCGGCCAGGCCUGGAUCUGGUGCUGAAGGAUCUGAGUCUGCGCGUGCACGGUGGCGAGAAGGUGGGAAUCGUGGGCCGCACCGGGGCUGGCAAAUCGUCCAUGACUCUCUGCCUGUUCCGCAUCCUGGAGGCCGCAGAGGGUGAAAUCCGCAUUGACGGCCUCAAUAUAGCAGACAUCGGACUCCAUGACCUGCGUUCCCGGCUGACGAUCAUCCCCCAGGACCCCGUUCUGUUCUCGGGCACCCUGCGUAUGAACCUAGACCCCUUUGGCAAUUACUCCGAGGAAGACAUAUGGCGGGCCUUGGAGCUGUCCCAUCUGCACACAUUUGUGAACUCCCAGCCAGCGGGCCUGGACUUCGAGUGCUCCGAGGGAGGGGAGAAUCUCAGUGUGGGUCAGCGGCAGCUCGUGUGCCUGGCCCGGGCCCUUCUCCGCAAGAGCCGGAUCCUGGUUUUAGACGAGGCCACGGCCGCCAUUGACCUGGAGACUGACGACUUCAUCCAGGCUACCAUCCGCACGCAGUUUGAGACCUGCACGGUGCUGACCAUCGCGCAUCGGCUCAACACCAUCAUGGACUACACCAGGGUCCUGGUCCUGGACAAAGGGACAAUAGCUGAAUUUGAUUCUCCAACCAACCUUAUAGCAGCCAGAGGCAUCUUCUACGGGAUGGCAAGAGACGCUGGACUUGCCUGAAAUAUAUUCCUGGGAUUUCCUCCUGGCCAUUCUCGAUUUUCUUCAGAAACGGAAAGGACACCAACUACGUCUGCAGAAUGGACUUGAUAGCAAUUGCUGGGGACAGUUGCUAGAUUUUUGCCCCUGUGAAGCACUUUACAGGAUAAUCAUGCUACAUGCUCCAGAUGAGAAAGCGAGGCCCCAGAGGAGCCCGGCAUGCCCAAGGUCAGACGGUUUGCGGCAGAGCCCAGACUAGUCCCGGGCCUCCUGAUUCCCAGUCUCGUGUUAUUUUCCCACUAUACGGCUUGCAGAAAUUUCAUGGAAUGACCUCCAUAUCCCUGUAUGAUUUUUCAUAUUCUCUAUUCUAAAGGUUUGUUUUUUGGGUUUCUUUUUUUUAAAUUAAGCUUUUUCCUCCUGGAACAGAAGAUUGCCGGGUCAGUCCGUCCCUAGGAACCAAGUCCUGUACUCGGGUGUGCUGG